AUGGCUGCCUCGGACAUCGGUGGGCAGAAGGGAUAUGUGGAUAGCCACUUUCACAUAUGGGAUUUACAGAAAUUCGAUUAUCCAUGGCCAACGUCACAGGAAGGACCCAUUUAUCGUAAUGUUAGCCCCAAGGAAUAUGUUAAUAGCUUAAACGGUACUCCGGUCAGACAUGGUGUAUUUGUCCAGUGUCUAAACGGAAAUCCGGAAGAAUCCAAAUGGGUUAUGGACCAGGCGAAGUCAUAUCCGGAAGUCAAAGGCGUUGUUGGAGGCAUUGACCUAACAGAUCCAAACUUACGCGAGACCCUAACAGACCUCAGGAAGUAUCACUUAUUUAAGGGAGUCCGACACAUUCUUGACAUGGAGGACCCUACAUGGAUCACACGUGAUGACGUUCACAAGGGGCUGACCGUCCUGGAAGAAUUAGGGUUGACCUUUGACCUGCUAUUGAGGCCACAUCAUUUGUCUUACAUACCAGGAGUGGUGGCAAAAUUCCCCAGACUUAAAAUGGUGGUAGAUCAUAUAGCGAAACCGUACAUCAAAGACAAGAAGAUUGACCAGUGGAAACUGGACAUGUCCGAGAUAGCCAAACAAAGUGACAACCUGUAUUGUAAAAUAUCUGGCCUCGUGACAGAAGCUGACUGGAAUUCAUGGCAAACCGAAGACUUUGUUCCUUACGUUCAGCACAUCUUAUCGUGUUUUGGAGUGGACAGAGUGAUGUUCGGGUCCGACUGGCCAGUGUGUACCCUGACUAAGGCUUCAUUUAACGACGUGUACGAUCUGUUUAACAGACUUAUCAGCUCGUUAUCAGUGGAGGACAAGGUCAAGGUGUUACGUGAUAAUGCAAAGGAUUUCUACUCACUCGAUAUAUAAUAUUCCUUACAGACAUACUCGGUUGUGGACAGUUUCUGAAAUUUGACCCUUCUUAUUGCAGCAGAUAUUUGUUCAUAACAAUCUUUGUAGAAAGGUCUUCCA
Molecule: messenger RNA, 972 nt
Organism: Ylistrum balloti
Lineage: Eukaryota; Metazoa; Mollusca; Bivalvia; Pectinida; Pectinidae
Product: L-fucono-1,5-lactonase-like
Exons: 8
Coding region: 1-870 (289 amino acids)
Molecular function (GO): hydrolase activity
Source: RefSeq, a predicted model, not a curated record